GAGAAGACCGGAGUUGUCAUAGCUUGCCUUGUUACCUCAGCGCCGUCUGAAAGAGUCGACAAAGCAUCUUGACCGAGAUGAAGCCGCAGAUGUUCAAGCAGAUGAUGGACUGAGUGGAGCACCACUGGUACGACCGGCUGCACAAAAUCAAAGGCGAUUUCAUGCCGCAGCCCUCAGACGUGGUCCGUUACUGCGAGGUGGGCGAGCAGCACAUGGCUCGGGUGCGCGAGCACGAGGAGUGGGCCCAGCGGGGCCCGUACUACAAGCAAAACGUCGAAACGCACUGCGAGCGGCUGUGGUGGCGGGCCCGGUUCUGCGAGCAGGUGCUCCGCCACUGGACCAAGUUCAUCGAGAAGCGGGGCGGAGGUGAUAGAAAGAUCUCGUGUUUGUAUACUUGGAACGACAUGCUGAAGAUUGUGGGGCUGUGGCAGAAGCAGUCCCAGGAGGAGUGGGACGAGCUCAAUGAUCGGGACCCGGCAGACCGUUCGAAGGAACAGUUCCAGGUCACAAGCAAGCAGCGCGAAGAGUUCCAGGCCGGUAAGGUGGCCGCGCACGCCAAUAGGAAGGCGUUAGCACGACGCAGUUUAGAGCGCAUGCAUGCUGAGCACCAAAAAGAAAUGAAAUUGCGCCAGUACGAGGAGGAUUAGAAGCAAGCCGAGAUGGAACGCUGCGCCGAACGAAGCGACCGCAAGUGAAGAGUGCCCUCAAUUGCAUGAGGGACUGUCUCCAGUACAGUAACUGCUGUGCACUGUCUUGUCCUCGCAUACUUUAGCAUAGGACUCGGUGUGUCUGCAUCAUAUUACAGAAGAAUGGAAACAUCAAUCGAAC
Aspergillus homomorphus CBS 101889 is the source of this 828-nucleotide messenger RNA. RefSeq lists its product as uncharacterized. NCBI's taxonomy places the organism in Eukaryota, Fungi, Ascomycota, Eurotiomycetes, Eurotiales, Aspergillaceae. The record is from RefSeq and is a predicted model, not a curated record. Bases 162 to 647 code for a protein of 161 amino acids. The transcript has a single exon.